Messenger RNA from Camellia sinensis, 483 nucleotides. NCBI's taxonomy places the organism in Eukaryota, Viridiplantae, Streptophyta, Magnoliopsida, Ericales, Theaceae. The record is from RefSeq and is a predicted model, not a curated record.
AUGGAUUGCGAAAACAAUCUUAUUGCAGAUGACCGGGACCAAUCAGAAACCAAGAGAAAAGUUGAGAUUGUAACACCAACCAAACAGACUGUUGUUGAAGACAAAACCCAAGAGGAAGAACAAGAUCAAACAGUGCAAGAACAAGAUGAAGAUCAUGAUGAGAGUGAAAAGAAGACAACCCAAGAAGCACAAAAAACCAAGAAGAACAAGAAAGCCCAAGAAAUGGAAGAGAGUGAGAAGAAAAAGAGAAAGAGAGGGGGAAGAAAAAGGGGUACUAGUGGUGAAGUGUACAACUAUAAGAGGUAUGUGUAUAGGGUGAUGAAACAGGUACAUCCUGAUAUGGGUAUAUCCUCCAAGGCUAUGACUAUUAUCAACAAUUUCAUGACAGACAUGUUUGAGAGGCUGGCAGAGGAGGCCGCCAGGCUGUCCAAAUACACGGACAGGAGGAGGCCGCCAGGCUGUCCAAAUACACGGACAGGAUGA